This is a messenger RNA of Plenodomus lingam JN3, 1371 nucleotides long. RefSeq lists its product as uncharacterized. Gene Ontology annotation, molecular function: catalytic activity. The record is from RefSeq and is a predicted model, not a curated record. NCBI's taxonomy places the organism in Eukaryota, Fungi, Ascomycota, Dothideomycetes, Pleosporales, Leptosphaeriaceae.
AUGAAUUCUCUGAGAUCCCUAACACGACUGCCAACGCAAUUGCAAUUACGCGGCGCGGCUACAUGCAUACAAGCGCAGAAGAGGCCGAAUAGUGUUUGCAGACGGUAUCUGGCAACACAGCAGCAUGUGGAUAAGAAAUUGGUUGAGAAGCAGCCGUUGGCUGGUAUCAAGGUGUUGGAUAUGACAAGGGUGCUUGCAGGGCCAUAUUGUACGCAAAUACUUGGGGAUCUUGGUGCGGAAAUUAUCAAGAUUGAACAUCCUACGAGAGGCGACGAUACGCGAGCAUGGGGGCCACCAGAUUUGCCUUAUACUGAUGGUGUUGAGCGGGCAUUUCCGGGUGAGAGUGCAUACUAUCUCUCUGUAAACCGCAACAAAAAGUCUGUUGGACUCGCCUUCAACACCCCGUCCGGAAUCUCCCUUCUCCACUCACUCGUCCAACAAUGCGACGUCCUAGUAGAAAACUAUCUCCCAGGUAGCCUCGCCAAAUACUCCCUCGACUAUGCCACCCUCUCCGUGCUCAACCCCUCCCUCGUCUACGCCUCCGUCACGGGCUACGGCCAAACAGGCCCCUACAGCAACCGCGCCGGCUACGACGUCAUGGUCGAAGCUGAAAUGGGCCUCAUGCACAUCACCGGCGAGCGCAACGGACCGCCCGUAAAAGUCGGCGUCGCCGUAACCGACAUCAUGACGGGCAUGUACACAGCCAUUGGCAUCCAAGCCGCGCUCUUCUCGCGCGCCACCACAGGACUCGGCCAACACAUCGACGCCAGCCUCAGCGACGUACAAGUCGCCAGUCUCGCCAACAUUGCCUCGAGCGCGCUCGUCACGGGCAAAGGCGACAGCGGCCGCUGGGGCACCGCCCACGCCACCGUCGUCCCCUACCGGGCCUACAAGACCAAAAACACAAACAUUGCCGUCGGCGGCUGCAACGACCGCCUCUACCGCAUCCUCUGCGAGAAACUCGGAAAACCAGAAUGGGCCACCGAUCCCCGCUUCCUCACAAACGCCCUGCGCGUCAAACACCGCGACACGCUCGACGCGCUCAUCGAGGCGCGACUGCAGACGCAGACGACAGAGCACUGGCUCCGUGUGUUUGACGGCAGUGGAAUGCCGUAUGCGGCUGUCAACGAUAUCAAGGCGACCAUGGAGCACGAACAUGUGCUUGCGCGCGGCAUGAUUGAGGAGGUUGCGCAUAAGGCGUGUGGGACGGUCAAGUUGGUGAAUCACCCGGUCAAGUAUUCGCGCGUGGAGCCGCGGAUACGGAGUGCGCCGCCGUUGCUGGGCGAGCAUACGGAUGAGGUGUUGGGGGGCAUGUUGGGGCUUGGGGAGGCGGAGAUUGCGGGGUUGAGGGAGAAGGGGGUUGUUGCGUAG